Cannabis sativa is the source of this 1253-nucleotide messenger RNA. Its product is annotated as F-box/kelch-repeat protein At2g44130. Gene Ontology annotation, molecular function: protein binding. The record is from RefSeq and is a predicted model, not a curated record. NCBI's taxonomy places the organism in Eukaryota, Viridiplantae, Streptophyta, Magnoliopsida, Rosales, Cannabaceae. The transcript has a single exon. Bases 80 to 1102 code for a protein of 340 amino acids. Gene Ontology annotation, biological process: regulation of phenylpropanoid metabolic process; negative regulation of cytokinin-activated signaling pathway.
AAUAUCCUAUAAAAACCAUUGAAGUGUUCAAUUUAAAAACAACUUCCAUUCUCAAAUAGAAACCUUCUAGAAUAUAUGUAUGACUGAGUUUACCCAAUUAAUCCCUCAACUUCCUGACGAUCUUGCACUCGAGUGCUUGACUCGUUUUCACUACUCAACUCACCGAGUUUCCGCUCGAGUUUGCCGAUCAUGGAGAAAACUCUUCCAAAGCCCACAUUUUUACCAUCACAGGAAGCUCGCCGGUCAUACACGUAAAGUGGCCUGUUUGGUCCAGUUACUCCCGGGUCGACCCGAACCGAAAGGCCUUAAACAGACGCCUCCACCUUCUUACGGCGUGUCCAUAUUCGACCCAGUGAGUGGCGAGUGGGACUGGGUCGAUCCUGUUCCCAAAUACCCACGUGGCUUACCGUUGUUCUGCCAAGUGUCGAGCUCGGAGGGAAAACUCGUGGUGAUGGGUGGUUGGGACCCGGCGAGUUACGAACCGGUUAGAGACGUGUUCGUCUACGAAUUCACAACUCGGGAGUGGAGGCAAGGAAAGGACAUGCCGGAAUCCCGAUCGUUCUUCGCCGCCGGUGAAAUCGACGGUAAGAUAUUCGUCUCCGGCGGCCACGAUGAGAACAAAAACGCGUUGAGUACGGCGCGGGUUUAUGAUGUGAGGAACGAUGAGUGGACCCAGUUGACUCACAUGAGUCAGGAGCGAGACGAGUGCGAGGGACUGGUAAUCGGUUCAAGGUUCUGGGUUGUAAGCGGGUACCGAACCGAGAGUCAAGGUAACUUCGACACUAGUGCUGAGUGGUACGAUCCCGACUCGGGCGAGUGGCGGCGAGUCGAGAACGUUUGGGGGACGAGUCGGUGUCCGAGGUCGAAUAUUGGGGUGGGCAAAGAUGGAAAGUUGAUUUGCUGGGCUGAUUCCGUCUCGGAAGUUCGGGUCGGGUCAUGCGGGAUUGAAAUGGAUAGUCGGACCUAUUUAUCCGGGUCGGGUUGUCAGGGAGGGCGGCAGGAGUUCUUUGUGGUGGAAGGGCAAAGUGGUAAAAUGAACAAGAUUGAGGUCCCUCAAGAGUUUGAUGGGUUCGUACAAUCAGGCUGCUGCGUGGAGGUUUAAUUUAUAUAAAUUUUAUAAAAUAGAAUUGAAAAUAUGUAAAAUAUGAGUUUCUUUUUGAUGGAGUGUUGUCUUGGUAUCCCAAAAAAGAAAAGAAAGAGCAGUGUUGUUAUAUUUAUGUAAUCUGUAAAUAGAAUAUUAGAAGUUGUGUUUC